Ustilago hordei is the source of this 549-nucleotide messenger RNA. RefSeq lists its product as uncharacterized. Lineage: Eukaryota; Fungi; Basidiomycota; Ustilaginomycetes; Ustilaginales; Ustilaginaceae. The record is from RefSeq and is a predicted model, not a curated record. The transcript is spliced from 2 exons. The coding region runs from base 1 to 549 and encodes 182 amino acids.
AUGCCCCCCGCAGACGAUCCCAAGUCAAAAGAUAAGGGCAGAACCAACGAUGAUGGCGACCGAGAACCAGUUGUCGAUUUCGACGCGCUGCCGUCCGAAGUUGUCCAGUCCUACGUUUCAUUCUAUGACCUAGCACAGUCCUACCCACCACAAGAAUCAUCGCAGGAUUCGUCAUCCAAUGGCCGAAAGCAUAAAGCUCGUGCAGCUUCUCCUGUUCCAGCCCCAUCAAGUCGAAAGCGUGCCGCUGCCGAGAACAGUGCAGCUGAUACAGCAGCCGCGCUGGGUGCGAAUGCCAGCAAAGCAAACCAAGACGAGAUCGCAUGUCCACCACAUUUCUUCGACGCAGAUGCAGCCACCAACUAUCUCAGUCAUGUCGCUACACAACACUUUGCAUCGCAGCCGGCGCCAAAGGAAGGGGAAGUUGUCGUAGGCUUCUUGUACAAGUGUCGCGCAAAGGGCGAGCUUAACAGGCCAUUAGCUCACUACAGGCUCAGUGAUGCUGCGGACAAGGCAGGGGCACCAGAUGCUAUUGCGCAGCCUAGCAGGUAG